This is a messenger RNA of Peromyscus leucopus (white-footed mouse), 1814 nucleotides long. It is a transcript of the gene Mrpl39, whose product is annotated as mitochondrial ribosomal protein L39. The transcript is spliced from 11 exons. The record is from RefSeq and is a predicted model, not a curated record. Gene Ontology annotation, cellular component: mitochondrion. Gene Ontology annotation, molecular function: nucleotide binding; RNA binding. Bases 47 to 1057 code for a protein of 336 amino acids. Lineage: Eukaryota; Metazoa; Chordata; Mammalia; Rodentia; Cricetidae.
AGAGAAGGACCCGGGCUCAGAGGCUCCCCUGGCUCCCUUGGAGGCCAUGGCUACGACGGUCGGAAGGCUGCUGCUCUGGCGGCCCUGCCCGGGCGGCGGGACCCGCUGCAGGUUUAUAGCGACAUCACCAGCUGCUCAGCUGUCACCCACCGAACUGACAGAAAUGCGGAAUGAUCUUUUUAAUAAAGAGAAAAGUAGGCAGUUAUCGUUAACUCCCCGAACAGAAAAGAUCGAGGUUAAGCAUGUUGGGAAAACUGAUCCUGGCACUGUCUUCGUGAUGAAUAAAAACAUUUCAACUCCCUACAGUUGCGCCAUGCAUUUAAGUGAGUGGUACUGCAAGAAAUCCAUUUUGGCUCUUGUGGACGGACAACCAUGGGGCAUGUAUAAGCCUUUGACCAAGUCCUGUGAGAUUAAAUUUCUUACCUUCAAAGACCCUGACCCAACAGAAGUGAAUAAGGCUUAUUGGCGUUCCUGUGCCACGAUGAUGGGCUGUGUAGUAGAAAGGGCAUUCAAAGAUGAUUAUGUGGUCAGCUUGGUCAGAGCACCAGAAGUUCCUGUAAUUGCUGGGGCCUUCUGCUAUGAUGUCAUUUUGGAUAAGAGACUGGAUGAAUGGAUGCCAACGAAAGAGAACCUGCGUUCUUUCACAAAAGAUGCCCAUGUUCUAAUUUAUAGGGAUCUUCCCUUUGAAACUCUGGAAGUUGAUGCAAAAGUGGCAUUAGAAAUAUUUCAACAUAACAAGUAUAAAGUGGACUUCAUAGAAGAGAAGGCAUCUCAGAAUCCCGAGAGACUAGUCAAGUUACACAGAAUUGGAGACUUCAUUGAUGUGAGUGAAGGCCCUCUUAUCCCGAGAACUAGUGUUUGUUUCCAGUUCGAAGUAUCAGCAGUCCACAAUCUUACGUCCCCGCAGCCGAACCUCAUCCGAAGAUUUCAGGGCCUGUCUUUACCCAUCCACUUGAGAGCACAUUUUACAAUAUGGGACAAGUUAUUGGAAAGAUCACGGAAAAAGGUAACUGAAGAUGCAGUCAGACAGACAGAGAGCACUGCGUCUACCCAGUAGCCUUCUAAAAUUUACGAUGAAGAUGGAAUUCAGAGUUGAAUCCUAUGUGGAUCUACUUAUUAAAAUCAACUGAUAUAACUGCAUCUGUGGAGCAUCUGGCUUUCCCACCAGAAUUUACCCUGAACCUAAGUCUUCUGAAGCUACAGUUCUAGGUUAGACCAGGGAAGUAAAGGUUAAUGCAAAUGUGUAAAAAAAAAAAAAAAAAAUCAAGAGCUGGGGAAGCUCUGGACUAGAACUCGUUAACUAAUGUCUUGGUUGCCCUUUGACCUAAGAUGAAGAUGACUGAACAUGAUGUCUUAAGUACUAAAGUUUUUCAUUGGCCCUAGGGCCAGGUUUCCGUUCUCAGUCUCUGACUGUCAGAAUCUUCCCUCAGUGUGGGAGAACUAGUGGGCUGGAAAGGCUUCAGGAAGUAAGUUCCUGAGUGCAAUGAAGGAGGAGGGCCGGGGUGGGUUCAAGUCUCCACCAGCUUGCACACACUAGGCGAGUUAGCUCAUCCUGGUGCAAAGCAGAGGCUGAGGAGAAAGGACCCACAUAUUAGCAGAUGACUUUGAAUUGGAACAGAGAAUGACAUGGACAAAGAGUUACAAAUUAAACUUUUGAGUAGUAUUAUCUAAGCUUUGGUUGUUCUCUGUAUUUCAACCUCUGGGUAUUUUAAACAUCAUGAGAACAUAUUUUGAUAAUGCUUCAUAUAAAGACCAAUGUUUUUUUGUCUCAAGGAAAUUUCGGUUUCUGCUGUUAUAAAAUGUGUUUAUGUGAA